UAGUUUGGCUAAUUAUUAUAAUGCUAUAGCUGUAGCUCCCCAUAUGAGUUGAUCACUUACAAGCAUCAACUCUCUUUCUCUCUAUAUCAGAUAUCUCAUUUUUCUUUGCUCAAGCAGUAGGAUAUCAGAAGUUUUCUGAUUAUAAAACAUGGCAGAUUCUUCUUCUUCGUACAUGCAUAUGGUGCAGCACCUGAUAGAGAAGUGUCUGAUCUUCCACAUGACAAAAGAAGAAUGCAUGGAUGCCCUCUCUAAACAUGCAGAUAUUAAACCUAUCAUCACGUCAACAGUAUGGAAUGAAUUAGAGAAGGAAAACAAGGAAUUCUUUGAGGCAUAUGCACAAUCUCAUAACAACAGUGACAGAAUGUCCGAGGAAGAGACAAGCCAAAUGAUCCAAAAGAUGAUAUCGGAUUCCGGCAAAGGGGACCCUAAAAACUAAGCCUGCCAUGACAACGAUCUUACCUCUGAGUUCUGGUUCGUACUUCAAAACUCUCAUCAUCACAAUCAGACAAACUCACAUUGAGAUUUAUGUUUGAGGUCCCCACGAAUAAUUUUCUAUCACAUACGGAAAUGAGAAUGGAGUCCAUGGUCCCCAAGCUAUAGUAAUAUUCCCCCUAGUUGCUACAAAAAUAGUUCUGUGCUUCCUUGACCAAUCAUAUUGUGCCAUGUCAAUGUACAUUUACUUGAAGAUAUCAAUUGGAAAAUAGUCAUUGGAUGUUGCUUUAUCUACAAAGUUUAAUGCUUCAUUCUACAUAGGGAGAGGGGUUUUUUCCUUUGUUUUUUGUUUUCUCGCUUUUGUCUUAUUAGUGCAAGGGAAACCUCUUGCAUUGAACAAUAAAUGAAGCAAAUAUUCAUGUGGGGGACUACUUGGUCUAUUCUUGUUUCAAAUCGUGAACUUUUUUCUAGGUGAGUGAAGGCGAUAUUAUAUGGCUUUCUUUCAGUCACGGGUCCAUUAGUCAAUAGAUAGUAGAUAUACCCUGCCCCUUCUCUAGUUUGUUCCACUGGAUAACGUGAUACUUGCGGUGAAUAUACCUGCUGGAAAACAAUACUCUUGGGCUUUAUGUGGGACAAGCCCAUAUCUACAUCGAUACUCUUUAGAACCCCACACCACAAGAUUCUGCCAUAUGGCCCAUGUAGUUCUGUUUAUGAUUCUGAUAUAAUUGACUCAAUACUCCUA
Messenger RNA from Cucumis sativus (cucumber), 1174 nucleotides. RefSeq lists its product as uncharacterized. Lineage: Eukaryota; Viridiplantae; Streptophyta; Magnoliopsida; Cucurbitales; Cucurbitaceae. The coding region runs from base 149 to 436 and encodes 95 amino acids. The record is from RefSeq and is a predicted model, not a curated record. The transcript is spliced from 3 exons.